AUGAAAUUAAUAUUUAUUAUAAUUUUAUUUAUAAUUUUUAAAGUAAAACCAUUUUUAUCAAAUAAUUUAUCAACUAGUGAAUAUAGUUGUGCUAAUGAUAUUUCAGAAUUUUUAAUAGAUACAACAUUUAUUUAUAAUGGUACAUAUGGAUAUGAAUUUUGUGAGAAUAAAAAUUUCUUUUGUAAUGGUGAUAGUGUUGUUAGAAUUAAUUUUAAUGGUUCAGAUUCAUUUGGAGUAACAUAUUUAAAUUGUUUUAAACAACUUUCUUAUUUUUUUAUAAAUGAACCAUCUAAUGAUAUAUCAUUUUCAAAUGUAAUAUUAAAUCCUUCAAUUAAAAUAUUUGAUGUUCAAAAUUUAACAAUUAAAUAUAUUGGUUCAGAUCCAAAUUGGACAUAUUAUAAUGAUUUAACGUCAAGUAAAACAAUGUCAAGUUGGACUAUAGUAUCUUCAAAUGUCCCAUCUUUUAAUUUAAUGAAAAUUAAUUUUUUAAACAUAUUUUUAACAAAACAAUAUUCAGAAACAAGUAAAAAUAAUUAUAUAACAUUUAAAGAUAUUUCAAUAGUUAAAUUUGAAUUAUUUAAUAUUUCAAAUUCAUUUGAAAUUCAAUUCCCUGUUGAAAUUUUUAAUUUUGAAAGAAAUUCUCAAGAAAUUGAAUUUUCAAUUCCAUUUUCAAAAGUUCCAAAUUUAUUAGAUUUUUCAACAUUUACAAAUAAUAGUGGAAUUAAAAAGUUAACAUUAUCAAAUGCAGGUUUAAAUUUUAAUUUUAAUUUAAAAUUUCCAUUUAUAAAUUUACAAAAUUCAUUUUCAAAUAUUAAUCAAUUUUCAUUUAAUAAUGGUAACUUUAAUAAUAUACCAGAUUUAUCAAUUUUUGGAAUGUCAAUUUCAAUAUUAGAUUUAUCAAAUAAUUUAAUUAGUGAUACACUUCCAGAAUUUGAAAGAAGUAAAACAAAUUUAAAACAUAUAAAUUUAAGUAAAAAUAAUAUUACUGGAAUAAUACCAAGUUCAUGGUGUGAAAUAGAAAAUAUUGAUUUAACAAAUAAUAAUUUAAAUGGUGAUUUACCAUUAUGUUUUUCUUGUUUUUAUUCAAUAAAUUCAAAUCAAUUUAUUAAUAAUCCAAAUUUAAUUGUACCAACAACAACAAAUAAAAUUAGUUAUUGUAAAACUUCACCAAAUUUGAUAUUUAAUAAUAAUGAUAAUUGUUUUUAUUUUUUUGGAUUAGAUUUAGGUUCAAAAGUUUAUUUUAAAACAAAUCAAGAUUUUAUUUUUGCAAAUGAUUGGGAAAUUAUAAUUCCAAAUAAAAAAUUUAAAAAUUGUAUUAAUAAUGAAACUGUAUUAAAUGACUUACCAACAUUAUUUGAAUUUUAUUAUCCAAGUAAUGGUAAUAAUUUUACAUUAUCAACUGAAAGAAAGAAUCCAAUUAUUACAGAAGUUCAAAUUCCAUCUAGUUCAUUACCUGGAACUGUUAUAUUCAUUGGUUCUUAUUUUUCAUACAAUUCAUCAAUUAUUAAUAUUUUAGUAAACGGGUAUCAAUGUUUAAUAGAAGUUUCCAAAUUUAAUUAUUUAUUAUGUAAAACUGAUAUUGACGCAAUAAAUGAAAAUAAAUAUAUAUUUUCAAUUAUAACAAUUGAAACAAUAUCGUCAACACGGAUUUCAUUUAUUCCAACUAUUGAAUCAACUAAAAUUAUACAAUGUAAUGAAUCAUGUUUAGAAAAUCAAUUUUGUGCUAACGAUAUUGGGAAAUGUAAAUGUUUGGAUGGCUAUUUCGGUAGUACGUGUAAUGGAAUCGUACAUUUUGUUUCAAGUGUUGAUUCAGUUGAUAGAUUAGGUGGUAUUGUUACAUUGUAUGGUGAAUUUGGACCAGUUCAUGAUAAUGCUUCUAUUGAAAUCGGUAAUUUACUUUGUGAAAUAAUUGAAAUUAAUAAUUAUCAAGCUUUAUGUAAAUUAAAUAGUUUUCCUGAAAAUUCUUUAAAAAUUCAAUUAUUAAAUUUCACACAAAAUAAUUUAAUUUGGAUAUCAAAUGAAAUUUAUCAUAUUCGUGAAACAAUUUUAAAUUGUCCAAAUGAUUGUAACCAAUUUUCAGAAUUAAAAUCUGGUAUAUGUAAUAAAACUAUUGGUUUAUGUAAUUGUAAUAUUGGUUGGACAGGUUUUGAUUGUAGUAGUAGUAUUAAUGUUAAUUCAAAUUCAUCAUCAAUAAAACCAAAUACAACAAUAGAUAAUAAUGGUACAACAACGAUUUCUUUAGAUUUUUUAAAUUUUCAAAUUUUAAUUACAAAAUUAUCUGAAAUUAAAUUUGAUAAUUCAAUUUAUAAAACUUUUAAUCUUUUAAAUAAUUGGAAUGUUUUAAUUGAUAAUAAUAAUAAUAAUAAUAAUAAUUUAUAUAAAUUUCAACAAAUUAUACCAGGUAAUAGAGGUAUUAUUGAAUUUACAAUUGAAGAAUCAACUAAUGAUAAAGAAUAUGAAUUUAUUGAUACAAAAUAUAAACUUGAAAAAGGUUCAAUUAAAAUUUCAAUUAAUAUUACAAAUUACCAAUUUAAUAAUCAAUUAAAUACAUUACAAUUGGAAAUUGAAACAAAAAUAAAUGAUUAUUAUUAUAAUAAUAAUAGUAAUUAUAAUAAUUGUAAUAGUAAAAAAGAAUCAUUAGAAACUUUUAAUCAACAACAAUUAAAUUAUAUAAUAAUUCAAAAAGAUAAAAAACAAUUAUAUGGUCGUUUUAUUAAUAGAAUUUUAUCAAAUGGUAAACCAACUUUAAUUGAUACAAAAUCAAUUAAAAAUUCUGAUAAUACUUCAAUUACUUUAUUAAUGUCAAUACCACAUUGUACAAAAUCUUGUAUUAUUGAUCCUGAUUUUUCAGCAUUAUUAUCAAUUGAUCAUAAAUCAUCAUGUAAAACUGAUAGUGAUGGAAAUAUUAUAAAUGAAUCAGUUGAUAAAGGAGUACCAAAAACAACAAUAAUUGCUGUUAUUAUUUCAAUUGUUGGCGUAGCAACCAUAUUUGGUAUUGGUUUAUUAAUAUAUAGAAAGAAAAGAGUGGAAAAUGAAUUAGCUAUAAAAUUAAAAAAUGCUCAAAAAAAAUAA
This is a messenger RNA of Dictyostelium discoideum AX4, 3072 nucleotides long. Its product is annotated as leucine-rich repeat-containing protein. The transcript is spliced from 9 exons. Lineage: Eukaryota; Evosea; Eumycetozoa; Dictyosteliales; Dictyosteliaceae. The record is from RefSeq and is a predicted model, not a curated record. Bases 1 to 3072 code for a protein of 1023 amino acids.